Molecule: messenger RNA, 2118 nt
Organism: Daphnia carinata
Lineage: Eukaryota; Metazoa; Arthropoda; Branchiopoda; Diplostraca; Daphniidae
Product: transcription factor Sox-21-like
Exons: 2
Coding region: 207-1394 (395 amino acids)
Biological process (GO): cell differentiation; regulation of DNA-templated transcription; anatomical structure morphogenesis
Molecular function (GO): DNA-binding transcription factor activity, RNA polymerase II-specific; RNA polymerase II cis-regulatory region sequence-specific DNA binding
Source: RefSeq, a predicted model, not a curated record
GCCACUGACGAACCAUUUUUUAGAAAAGCGCUGGCGAACCAUUUUUCCCAACCGCAACAAGAAUUCAAAUCGCCCAUCUCCAAUAAAAAAAAAUCAGAAAGUGACUUCCCAUCGUUUGAAUUUUUUUUUGUUUUCGUUGUUGUUUUUUUUUUUGAAAACAUAAAUCGAUCGACUCCGCCGCCAACAAUUGAAACUAAUCAACGAAGAUGAUGGACAUGUCAGUUAUGCAGUCUUCUCCAGGCCUCUUGAUGGCUCACCAUCAGCAACAGCAACAUCAUCAUCAUCAGCAACAGCAAGCUGUUGCCAUGAGCAUGAUGCAGCAACAACAAACAUCGCCCGGACACGGCAAGAAUGCCGGCGCAAGCGUAGGCCUGUCCGGCGUUCUUUCCGAUCACAUCAAGAGGCCCAUGAACGCCUUCAUGGUCUGGUCUCGUCUUCAGCGCCGCAAGAUCGCGCAGGACAAUCCGAAAAUGCACAACUCGGAAAUAUCCAAAAGACUCGGUGCCGAAUGGAAGUUGUUAAACGAAGACGAAAAGCGGCCGUUUAUCGACGAGGCCAAACGUUUGAGAGCGUUGCAUAUGAAGGAGCAUCCGGACUACAAAUACCGACCCCGUCGCAAACCCAAGCCCAGCAUGGCCAACAAAACGGCGGCCUAUUCGUUCCCGAUGCCCUACUCGCUCGGCGGUAUGAACCCGCAUCAUCACGCAGCCGCCGCCGGACUAGACACCCUUUCUUGGCUAUCGGCCGCUCAGCACGCCGCCUCCGUUCAAGCCGCCAGCGUCAACUCGACUUUAUCGGCCACAACGACGACCACCAACAGCACGACGGCCGGCAGUUUGUCGUCGUCUACUUCAUCUGUUGCGUCGGCAACUCCUUCGCUCGAUUUGGACAAGAGCCGCUUGUUUGGAUUCCCUUCGCCGUACGGCACUCACCAGCACCACUAUUACGGUAUGGCUGGCCUGCCAGGAAUGCCCGGCUUGGCUGGCUUGGCCGGACUUCCCAAUCUCAACGCAAAUAAUAACGGACACAGGAUGUCACCGGACAGCAAUUCGCCCGUCAGUCGAAUGGACGGAUUCGGUAUGAAAGGAUCACCGUCGCCAGUUGCGUCCGUCAAUUCGACAUCCGGCGGCAAUGGAAGUAAUAGCAACAACGGCUGCGUCGUGAGUACGUCGGCCGGAAUCCCUCAACAUCAUCAACAACAGCAGCAAUCACCGGCCGCUCUCUAUUCGUCAUUGAUGUACACCAAGGCUAGCGCCGCAGCCGCCGCUUCGUACCACCAGGCGGCCCAAGCGGCCGCUGCCGCCGCCGGUAUGCAAUAUCCUGUCGCUCCGGCUGGAUAUCCCUCCCUAGAUCAACUAGCUGGCCUACGAAGACCCGUACCCGUUCUCUACUGAAUCAUCUCUACUUGCAAAGACAUCUUUCUUCUCUUUUACUCUAUUUAUUUAUUUUUUUUUUUUUUGAAAAAUCUACAAGAAAAUCAGAUGGAUGUCUUUUUCAUUUGGGUAUUUCAAUGAGCGUAGAGGGACAACACCGGUGAUUCCAGGCAUCUUAUUUAGAACUGCACUCCCCAGCAAAAAAGAAAAAAAAAAAAAAAAAAAAAAAAAAAAAAGAAAAAGAAAAAAAAAAAAAAAAAAAAAAAACAACAAAAAAAAGUCAAAUUUGGUGUAAAUGUAAACUUUUUUUUCAAUUUUUAUAUCCCUCCUCCUUUUUUUUUGUGUUCACCCCACUACCCUUUUCCCAAGAAUUUACAUUUGAUGUUCGAACGCAUUAAGAUCUGAAAAAGCAAAGAAAAAAAACCGACGCUGUUUUUUUUUUUUUCAAAAGUGCGUCUGCUAUAUAGGCCCUCACAUUAUGCGUGUGUGUGUGUGUGGACGCGUGAAAGAGUAUAUUUUGUUCCUUUUGACUGUCACAGCCCUACCGACUCGUUCAUUUGUUCGUUAAUUUAACAACUUGAGUUUUGUGUUUUGUUGCUUUUCUCUCGAUGUCACCUCAUCACGAUAGCAGUUUCCCUCAUAUACUACGUGUUUCUCAUUGUCGUCUACUCUUGUACAUACGGUGUGUCUUUGUGUCCAUGUAAUUACAACGAGCUCAUUAUAAACGGAUAAAAAGAAAAAAAAA